AUGAGCGGCACUAGGACCAAGAGGAAGACAGGUCGCAGACGCACUUUACAACCAGGAGGACGGUUUUCAGUCCGGCUGGAGUUUAGACAAAGUUCCCAUUAAUUAUAUUGCUAUCUGUAGCUGUGAUCACUAUAGGAAGAAAUACACUUUUUAAAAUAUCUCAGGUGAACGGGGCGUCAGGUGUUGCGUCUAUGUUUUCUUCCUCUUCCUCCGCGUCUGUGAUCUUCCUGAAAACACCUGCGUGAUUCAGGUAACUCACCCAUGAAGAGGGAAGUCCUUGCGCACUGAGCGGCGAAAAGUUUGUCCUGCAGGGAUGUGUUCCAGUCAGGGUAUUUGUGGCGGAAACAACCGCCCUCCCAACAGAUCCUCCAGCUCACAGGGCAGUGGUUCAGGAGCCCACUAUGCCCUGUGCGCCCUGGGAGUUGGACUCAUCGCAUUGGGUAUUGUCAUGAUCGUGUGGACUGUGAUACCCAUGGAUGGAGAUGCCUCAGGCGGCUCACCCACUCCAUCAGGCAACUCUACCACAGACAGCUCUGAUAAUGACGAGGACAUCACAGAACAAAGCAAGUCCUCGUCGGUGGCUAUGGCACUGGUUGGAGUUGGGGGAGUCAUGUUGCUCUUGUCCAUCUGCCUCGGGGUGAGAAGCAAGAAGAGAGCUCGCGAGAUGAGAAACCAGCCAGCAGCAACAGGAGGCGCCCUCUUGGAUCAUGUGGCAGGAGAGCAGGCAGAGCCAGCUGCAGAUCCAUCUACAUACAACGUGCCGAGCUACGACGAGGUCGUUGGCAGCGGCGAUUACCCGGUCCGUCAGAGCAACCUACAGCACAGCACCUCCCAGCUGCCAUCUUACGAGGACAUCAUAGCUGCUGUGGAAAACGAGGGAAUGGAACCCACUAACAACCCCACUGAAGACACCCCUCUUAAUGAUCCCGCACCGGCUCCCGCGCCGUCUGCUGUUGCUGCUGCUGAGCCCCAGGCCGACCCUGCUGCCCCCACGUCAAACCCCAGGCUGCCUGCCCGCAGCAGCAGCCGGGCGAGCCGUUUACUGCGGCCCCUGCGGGUGAGGAGGAUCAAGUCAGACAAACUGCACCUGAAGGAUUUCCGCCUCCAAAUCCGUAGCCCCACACAGAAUCCAGUGACCAUUGAGCCCAUCACUCCGCCACCUCAGUAUGACAAUAAGAUGCCUGAAUUAGGGUAGAGCCUCCCCCUUAUGUCUUAUUGCCUGUUCCUGAUGAAUAACAAUAUCUCUGGAUUAAACAGACUAAUGAUAACAUUUCUGAAAACCCAUUUUCAAGGAUGAUGUUAAGUAGGUUAAAUGUUGCUGGGAGCAGCGUGAUGGAAGCCAUGCAGACACACCCAUGAAAUUAGGAAAUUUCUUUCUCUUCUUUGCUAUAAUGCAAAGGAUCGGCUGUUUUUUAAACAUCAUGCCAUAAGUUAUGUCAAACAAAGGACAACAUUUCAGUUUUAUUUAAUAGCCAGUUGUAACGUGGAGUUAUGGAUAAUCUCAUGUUUUUGACCUUACUAGGAAUUAUCAUCAUUACUGUGUUUUGAUUCUGAUUAGUUUUGAAUUGUGGUUAUUUUGAAGCCGUGUGCGGUGAUUCAAGGGGGGAAAAGGGAAACUAAUUACCUUUUUUUUUUUUAAAAAAAGUUCUAUUAAGUAUCAUAAGCAUCAGAUGUGCAACCUUCAUGUGAUUUGUAUGACUUUGAAGAAAACACACCGAGGCCAAAGAUUUAUGAAUUAUUUUCUGUUUGUUUGUGAAUGCCUUUUUAAAGUUGUUUUUAAAUCCCGUGGUCUUAAACAAACUGGUUCAAAUUACCUUUUUGAGCCAGAUAUUAACAGAAGUAAAAUGGAAACUGGAUAUAAUAUGUGAGAUUAAAAAAAAACACUGUUGAACAGUAAAAACCAGUAAACUGUUGGAUAUUAUAUUGGAUAUAUGCUAAAGAGAUGUGGCAUUAGAAAUAAAAUAUGCAUUGUUUCUCAGAA
Messenger RNA from Thunnus maccoyii (southern bluefin tuna), 1981 nucleotides. It is a transcript of the gene tmem51b, whose product is annotated as transmembrane protein 51b. Lineage: Eukaryota; Metazoa; Chordata; Actinopteri; Scombriformes; Scombridae. The record is from RefSeq and is a predicted model, not a curated record. The transcript has 3 exons. Bases 314 to 1195 code for a protein of 293 amino acids.